Messenger RNA from Bipolaris oryzae ATCC 44560, 1296 nucleotides. RefSeq lists its product as uncharacterized. Gene Ontology annotation, biological process: inositol phosphoceramide metabolic process; sphingolipid biosynthetic process. Gene Ontology annotation, cellular component: inositol phosphoceramide synthase complex. The coding region runs from base 1 to 1296 and encodes 431 amino acids. The transcript is spliced from 2 exons. The record is from RefSeq and is a predicted model, not a curated record. Gene Ontology annotation, molecular function: inositol phosphoceramide synthase activity. Lineage: Eukaryota; Fungi; Ascomycota; Dothideomycetes; Pleosporales; Pleosporaceae.
AUGGGCGCAGGAGCCUUCAUAGAACCACUUGUGGUCAUUACCCUACUCUUCGGCGGUACUUGGGUGAACCGUAACACAGAGUACCGUCUUCUUAACCGACCAAAAGUCUAUCACCACUCGCCUCGCUCCGCCUCACCCGAGUCCGGUCGAUCGAGUCCCCUGUCCAACACAUCACUUCUCGCCAAUGUCGACGAAGAGCCACCAUGGCAGACGCGCGAAAUCAAGAUUCUAGGCAUGCGCAAAAAAGUUGUCAGCCCAAACACCCGUAGAUUCCAAGAUUACUUCCUAUCAAGACUGCUCCAAAAGUUUCCCUUCUUAGUCGAAGCAUGGUACUGGGCCCUGAUUUACUGGGUCUACCAAGUCGGGCGCGGCAUAAGCGCACUCUACCUCAUCGAUGAAGGCACUGUCAACGUCGCCCGCCGCCACGCCCUGCAACUCAUCGCCCUGGAGCAGCGCCUUCACAUCUUCUUCGAACUCGACAUCCAAGCCUGGUUCCUCAAGCACCCCUUCAUUCUCCACUGGACAAACCGCAUCUACUCCUUCAUCCACAUCCCCGGCACCAUCCUCUUCCUCGUCUGCCUCUACUACUACACCACAACCCGCAACCGCAUCGAUCUCCCCAUGCACAACAAGCCGAUAGGCGAAGCAUCCGGCAGUCCCGCAGGCGCCGCUCUCUACGCAGCCCGCCGCCGCACAAUGGCAACCUGCAACCUCCUCGCCUUCAUCAUCUUCACCCUCUGGCCCUGCAUGCCCCCGCGCUUACUCUCCGACCCAGACGUCACGGGCGACGUCGGCAAAAAAGCCCGCAGCUUCGGCUUCGUAGACACCGUGCACGGCGCCGAGGGCGAAAGCAGCGUCUGGACGCAAAAUAAAUUCUGCAAUCAGUACGCUGCGAUGCCUUCGCUGCACUUUGGUUACUCGCUUCUUAUCGGCCUAACGGUUAUGACGAUUCCGCUAGCCCCGCAGCAUGCACGGACGAGGAGUGUGGCGCUGACGAUGGGGCUGCGCAUGCGUGUUCCGUCGCUACGAAGGUUUUUGUGCAUUGCGCUUGGUGUCGCGUAUCCAACUACUAUCCUGAUUGCGAUUGUGGCGACGGCGAAUCAUUUUAUCCUGGAUGCGGUUGCUGGCGCUAUGGUGUGCGGGAUUGCUUGGGUAGGCAAUGGAGUGCUGCUUAAUUUGCUUCCGCUAGAAGACUACUUUUUGUGGUGUGUACGGAUUCACAAGCCUGAGAGGCGGUCGGUUGGCUGGGGUGGGGAGGAGUUCAAGUAUGGGUCCAAGGGCGUAGUUUUUGAUUAA